Nasonia vitripennis (jewel wasp) is the source of this 2620-nucleotide messenger RNA. RefSeq lists its product as uncharacterized. The coding region runs from base 1772 to 2176 and encodes 134 amino acids. The record is from RefSeq and is a predicted model, not a curated record. Lineage: Eukaryota; Metazoa; Arthropoda; Insecta; Hymenoptera; Pteromalidae. The transcript has 3 exons.
AAAACUACAUCGAAAGGAAUAACAAUGAACAAAAAAGUUAUGAGUGACGUUUUUAAAUUUGCAGACACAAAGAAAGUAGGACCACACUGCUUAGAAACAGGAAAAAAAAAAUAUCCAUGUUUUUAUUGUGAUGAAAAGUUGACAACUUUGUCACGGCAUUAUAAAAGCAAACAUGCAGAAGAGGCGAUUGUUCAGGAGAUCAAACAAUAUGAGCCAUCAAGACGACUCAAGGGACAAAAAAUCACUGAUAAUCAAAAGUAUACUGAUUACUUAUAUUCGUAUCUUAGAAAAGCCGCAAUUUUAAAACACAAUUUGCAAGCUGAUUUUAAUGACCAGUUUCAUAUAGCAAGAACACGACGUGAAUCGGACGAAGAUCGAACUGUUUCGAUGUAUGAGUUAUGUACCACGUGCAGUGGCUUUUACGCUAAAAGUUACUAUCAUAAGCAUGUAAAAAAAUGUACAAAUAACACCAAAAGCACAUUACAAGCUCGAAUAGAAGGUAAUGCAGCUAUUGGUAAAAAAUCUGCUUCUAUUAAAGAACAUUUACAGAAAGUACUUUUAAAUUUAAGAAAAGGAGCAAUUAAGGAUAUUAUAGAAGAAGAUGAUGUUAUCAUAACGUUUGGAAACGGACUAAGUUACAAACAUCGGCAUCAUUAUCACCAAGGUGACAUGAUUCGUGCAAGACUGAGAUGUACUGCUAGAUUUCUAACAAUUUUAAGAAACAUUAGUAAUAACACUGUGAAAAGUUAUGCCGACUUUUUUAAACCUGAACACUUAGACUAUCUUUUUCCAGCAAUUAAUGAAAUUGGUCAGUAUAAUCAAGUAACCGAUUUAUAUGACGUCCCUGCUACGGCUGCAGCUGCAGGAGCUUAUGUUAACGAAUUGUGCGAUACCUAUAUUGGUAUGUGCAUUAAAGCUAAGGACCAAAGUGCAUGUGAUGACGCAAUGAAAUUUAUGCACCUGUACAAAACAGAUUACAAUAAAUAUGUGACAAAAAGUGUUGCAGAAUCGACAGUUGAAAUGCAGCGUAACAAUAAAGUUGAAUUGCCAACGGAAGAAGAUUUAAGAUUAUUUUAUACUUCUAUUACUAGUAGAAGAGAUGAACUUAUUGAUGACUUGAAAAAUAAUGGAUUUAAUAUGACCAAAUGGAUAGAAUUAGGCGAAGUAACUACGAUUCACUUAGUAAUGUUUAGUAGUCGCAGAGUAGGAGAAACAGAGAGACUAAAAAAAGGAAAUUUUGCAAAAAUAGAGCGUUUAGAGUCAAACAACAAUGGAUCUAGAAAACUUUCUUAUGAAGAAAUAGAGUUUCUACAAAGUUUCCGUCGAAUACUAAUCCGCGGUAAACUAAAUCGAACUGUUCCUCUAUUAAUGAUAGACAAAGAUGAAGAGGCAAUCAAUUUGUAUAUGUCUUUUUUCAAGGUAGAAGAAGCUAACGUGGACAAAAACAAUCCAUACGUUUUCGCACUUCCGCACUUUUCGCACAAGCUUGAUCAAGAAUUUGAGAGGAACAUUAUUUAGGAAAAAUAUAUCAACAAUAGCUAUGAGUUUGAAUCUCUCAAACGGUGCCAGAAUCGACCUGUAUGACGUAUUAGGACAUUAAGGGAAGAUAAAUAAAAACAUUUAUGCACAACACGAGUUUCAACAGCAAAUUUUAACAAUAGCACCGAUAUUAUUGAAAGCAUCAACUGCUGUUAACAAAUUAGAUGAACAGAAAUGCGAAAAUGAUGAUGAAGAGGAAGAUAUAGUCCAGUAUGAAACUAUAAUACCUGAUAUGAAUACACGAAUACCAAUUCUCGAAAGACAUACAGAUAAGCCAUCAACACUGGCUAAAGGGAAUGAAGAAGCUGAUGAUAGCAGAGAGCAAUUGAAGGCAGUAUCCAAGCCAGUUAGUAGAAAGCAAGAAUUAGAGGAAGAUGAUCAGGAUAAAGAAAGUAAUUAUAAUCCUAGUGAAGUCGAAGACGAUGAUUAUGAUGAUGAAUAUGAGUCUAACAAUGGUACAAAAAAGAGAAAAAGAAAAUCUUCUGCUGCUGCGAGUAAGUUUGAUUCAGAAAAAACACCUAGAAAGAGGUGGACUGCAGAACAAGAGGACUGCGUUGCGCCUUUAUAUGCUGCAUAUAUUCGACAAGGAACAAUCACUAAUGUAGACAUUCAAAAAUUAAUUGAUGAUAAUUGUUGAUUAAGUGGUAGAACUGUUGCACAAAUUCGGUCCAAAUUUUGGAAAGAUAAAAAUACAUCAAAGAAACCGAAAACUUCUGAGAAUGAAGUAUUGUCUACUUCAUUAAGUCGGAACCAUGUUCCACUUGCGAUCUACAAUAAUUUCCAGAAAAAUAUUGAAUCUAAAAAGGCACCUUCUGUGAAAGAAUGCUUGGAAGUAUUAGAUUCAUCAUCGCCUAAUUUACUUAAGUAUACUGUCCCUCAAAUAAUAGAAUUUGUUAAUAAGGCAAUCAAAUUCGAUAUCGAAGAAUAAUUUAAGAAAAAUUUAUCUCUUUUAUUCGCUAAUUUAUUUUCCAUAACUAACAAACUUGUUUGUAAAUUAUAAAAUCUAAGGUCACCAAAGGUGUUAUAUCAAAAUGUGAUAUAGUAUUUAGGCUACAAAGUUAUGUACGUAUUAACUUAAGAU